AGGAGAUACGACGAUGAGGAAGAUUACCACUCCAUCUACAUCGGGGUGCCGGUGCCUCGGGGCUACCGGAGGAAGCGGCGUCGGCGAAGAUCAACCUCGAGCCGGGACAGGACGAGCGAGAGCGAGCGGCACUACGAGCGCCAGGAUCGCUCCGACACUGACGACGGCGGCCACGGCUGCUACGAGAGCGGCAACGACAACGCCAGCAGGACGGGGCCACCGGCUGCCGAACGCCUCCGCUACAUCCUGGGGGAAGACGAUGAGCCUCCCAACCCCACGCUUUUCACGGAGAUGGACACGCUGCAGCACGACGGCGAGGAGAUGGAGUGGAAAGAGUCGGCCAGGUGGAUAAAGUUUGAAGAAAAGGUGGAGGAAGGCGGGGAGAGGUGGAGCAAGCCCCACGUGUCCACGUUGUCUUUGCACAGCCUGUUUGAGCUACGGACGUGUCUGCAGACGGGAACGGUGCUCCUGGACUUAGAUGGCUACUCUUUGCCCCAAAUCAUAGACGAUGUCGUUGAGAAGCAGAUCGAGGACGGUCUGCUCAAGCCAGAGCUGCGGGAGAAGAUAAGCUACGUGCUCCUCAGGAAGCACCGUCACCAAACCAAGAAGCCAAUCCACCGGUCCUUGGUCGACAUUGGAAAGUCCGUCUCCACCAACACAAGGCACGCGCAGAGUCGGAGCAUGAACGACAUCUCGGACACGCCGAGCACCGACCAGCUGAAGAACAAGUUCAUCAAGAAGAUCCCCAAGGACGCGGAGGCCUCCAACGUGCUGGUGGGAGAAGUGGAGUUCCUGGAGAAGCCCUUCGUGGCUUUUGUGCGGCUCCUUCAGGCGACGAUGCUGGGAGGGGUGACGGAGGUGCCCGUCCCCACCAGGUUCCUCUUUAUUCUCCUUGGUCCCGCGGGAAAAGCCAAAUCCUACAACGAGAUCGGCAGAGCCAUUGCGACUCUCAUGGUGGAUGAUCUCUUUAGCGAUGUUGCCUAUAAAGCCCGGGACAGAGAAGACCUGAUCGCUGGCAUAGAUGAGUUUCUGGAUGAAGUCAUCGUCCUGCCGCCCGGCGAGUGGGACCCCAACAUUAGGAUUGAGCCACCCAAAAAAGUGCCCUCAGCUGAGAAGAGGAAAUCGGUUUUCUCACUGAACGAAGUGGGGCAGAUGAAUGGCACGGCCGAGAAGAGCUCGCGUGGACGGGCAGGUGAGCAGCACCCCAGCACCCAUCAACAUCUCCUGCUGGUUCACCGCAUGGCCUGCUGGGGCAUGGAGGGGUUUUGUGGUGGCCUCUAUCUGGAUAUCAAGAGGAAGCUGCCCUGGUUCCCGAGCGACUUCUAUGAAGGCUUUCAUAUCCAGUCCAUCUCUGCCAUCUUGUUCAUCUACCUGGGCUGCAUCACCAAUGCCAUCACGUUCGGGGGCUUGCUUGGCGACGCUACGGACAACUACCAGGGCGUCAUGGAGAGCUUCCUUGGCACGGCGAUGGCAGGCUCCAUGUUUUGCCUCUUCGCCGGGCAGCCACUCAUCAUCCUCAGCAGCACCGGCCCCAUCCUCAUCUUCGAGAAGCUGCUCUUCGACUUCAGCAAAGGCAACGGCAUCGACUACAUGGAGUUUCGCCUCUGGAUCGGCUUGCACUCUGCCGUACAGUGCCUUAUCCUGGUGGCCACUGACGCCAGCUUCAUUAUAAAAUACAUCACCCGCUUCACGGAGGAAGGCUUCUCCACCCUCAUCAGCUUCAUCUUCAUCUACGAUGCCAUAAAGAAGAUGAUCGGAGCCUUCAAGUACUAUCCCAUCAAUUCGGACUUCAAGCCGGACUACGUGACCAUGUACAAGUGCGAGUGCGUUGCUCCCGACCCAGCCAACGCGACCUUGUUCGAUGCUUCAGCUCCAGUGGCACCGAACACCACUAACGUUUCUCUGUACAAUGCUAUUAACCUGACAGCUCUGGACUGGACUCAGCUGAGUAAGAAGGAGUGUCUCAAAUACGGCGGCAGCUUGGUGGGGAAAUCCUGUAAAUUCGUGCCCGACCUGGCCCUGAUGUCCUUCAUCCUCUUCUUCGGGACCUACUCCAUGACCUUGACCCUGAAAAAAUUCAAAUUCAGCCGCUAUUUCCCCACCAAGCUGCGUAAACUUAUUAGCGAUUUCUCUAUCUUUAUGUCCAUACUAAUGUUUGUGGGGCUGGAUGUGCUUUUCGGACUCAACACCCCAAAGCUCCAAGUGCCUACUGAUUUUAAGCCCACCCGCGUGGACCGAGGGUGGUUCGUGUUUCCCUUCGGGAAGAACCCGUGGUGGGUUUACCUGGCGAGCGCCCUGCCCGCCCUCCUCGUCACCAUCCUCAUCUUCAUGGACCAGCAGAUCACGGCCGUCAUCGUCAACAGGAAGGAGCACAAGCUGCGGAAAGCAGCGGGCUACCACCUGGACCUGUUCUGGGUGGGCAUCCUGAUGGCCGUCUGCUCCUUCAUGGGGCUGCCCUGGUACGUGGCGGCCACCGUCAUCUCCAUCGCCCACAUCGACAGCUUGAAGAUGGAGACGGAGACCAGCGCCCCGGGGGAGCAGCCCCAGUUCCUGGGCGUCAGGGAGCAGAGAGUGACGGGCAUCAUCGUCUUUGUGCUGACGGGAAUUUCCGUCUUCCUGGCCCCCAUCUUGAAGUACAUCCCCAUGCCGGUGCUCUACGGCGUCUUUCUGUACAUGGGCGUCGCUUCGCUGAACGGCAUCCAGUUUUGGGACCGCUGCAAGCUCUUCCUCAUGCCGGCCAAGCACCAACCCGACUACGUCUUCCUCCGGCACGUGCCGUUGCGUCGCAUCCACCUCUUCACGCUGGUGCAGAUCGUCUGCCUGGCCGUCCUCUGGAUCCUCAAAUCCACCGUGGCCGCCAUCAUCUUCCCCGUCAUGAUUUUAGCCCUGAUCCUGGUGAGGCGGCUGCUGGAUUUUGUCUUCUCCCAACACGACCUGGCCUGGAUUGACAACAUCAUCCCCGAGAAGGAGAAGAAGAAGGAGGAUGACAAGAAGAAGAAGAAAAAAGGCAACAAAGGAGAUAGCAGCAGCGACGAGGAGGUGGGUCCUCCACCUGGAGCUUUGCGUUCUGAUUCCUCCCCGAACGGUUCAGACCUGGAUCGCAGUAUUACGCUUCACCUGAAGAUUUCGUGCCCGUCGUCUCCCGCAUUUAACUACUCCCGAAACCCCAUCUGCGCCGUGCCCCAGGUGAAGAUAGAGAUGGAGUCGGACUACGAGGACACCGACACCGAAAAGCCACCUCGGGACAUGGGCAGUGAGACCACGCUAUAG
This is a messenger RNA of Opisthocomus hoazin, 3270 nucleotides long. The record is from RefSeq and is a predicted model, not a curated record. Lineage: Eukaryota; Metazoa; Chordata; Aves; Opisthocomiformes; Opisthocomidae.